AUGAAAUUGGCGACAGGAAUGGAGAAGGUAUGAGUAACGAGAACUUCGGAACUGUUAUCUAAUCCCUUAGCGAAUAUCAGAAGGUUAAAGAAUGUCAAGAGAAAGCACUAACCAUCGCGAGACAACUAGGCGAUAAGAAAGUACAAGGUAUGAGUAACCGGAACCUCGGAACCGCGUUCCACUCUCUUGGCGAGUGUCAGAAGGCUAAACAUUAUCAAGAGAAAGCACUUGCCUUCGCGAUACAAAUAGGCGACACAAAAGAGAAGGUACGAGUAACGGGAACCUCGGAAAUGUGUUCGACUCCCUCGGGGAAUAUCACAAGGCUAAAGAAUACGAAAAGAAAGCACUCGUCAUCCCGAUAGAAACAGGCGACAGGAAAGGAGAAGGUAGGAGUCACGGGAGCCUCGGAACUGCUUAUCACUUCUGACACCAGAGAGCGGGAAAGACAAACAACUAACAAC
This is a messenger RNA of Pocillopora meandrina, 461 nucleotides long. The record is from the annotation of a GenBank genome assembly. Lineage: Eukaryota; Metazoa; Cnidaria; Anthozoa; Scleractinia; Pocilloporidae.